CUGGCAACUACUCAUGUGGGAAACCAACUAAGGAAUACCCUUUCAAAAUGGCUUCUUCUGUGUCAUCCAUGGUUUCUACCACCCUCCUCCUAAUUACCAUCUGCACACUGUCCUCACUUCUGUCAGUUGCAUCUGCAGCAACAGAGGAGGGACGAACAAGGCCAUUCAAAAGGGUCUAUGCCUUUGGAGACUCUUUCACAGACACUGGCAACACCCAAAAUGCAGAAGGUCCAAGUGGCUUUGGCCAUGUUUCAAACUCUCCCUAUGGAACCACUUUCUUUAACCACUCCACCAAUAGGUACUCAGAUGGUAGGCUUGUGAUUGAUUUUGUGGCUGAAGCACUUUCACUGCCUUACUUGCCCCCCUACCGUCAUAGCAAAGGCAAUGACACUUUUGGUGUUAACUUUGCUGUUGCUGGUUCCACAGCCAUAAACCAUUUGUUCUUUGUCAAGCACAACCUCUCCCUUGACAUCACUCCUCAGUCCAUCCAAACCCAGAUGAUAUGGUUCAACAGGUACCUGGAGAGCCAGGACUGCCAAGAGUCAAAGUGCAAUGAUUUUGAUGACACUCUAUUUUGGUUUGGGGAGAUUGGAGUCAAUGACUAUGCCUACACUCUUGGAUCUACCGUCUCAGAUGAAACCAUAAGGAAGCUUGCAAUCAGCAGUGUCUCAGGAGCUUUACAGACAUUGCUUGAGAAGGGUGCCAAGUACCUAGUAGUGCAGGGUUUGCCUCUAACUGGGUGCUUGACAUUGUCCAUGUACCUGGCUCCACCAGAUGAUAGGGAUGACAUUGGAUGUGUGAAAAGUGUCAACAACCAAAGCUACUACCACAACCUUGUGCUGCAAGACAAAUUACAAGAAUUCAGGAAACAGUACCCUCAAGCUGUCAUACUUUAUGCUGAUUACUAUGAUGCCUACCGCACUGUCAUGAAGAAUCCAAGCAAAUUCGGAUUCAAAGAGACCUUCAACGUUUGCUGUGGAUCAGGAGAACCACCUUACAACUUCACUGUGUUUGCCACAUGUGGCACACCUAAUGCCACUGUGUGCUCAAGCCCUUCUCAGUACAUCAAUUGGGAUGGUGUUCACCUCACUGAGGCCAUGUAUAAAGUUAUUUCUAGUAUGUUUUUGCAAGGAAAUUUCACCCAACCUCCGUUUAAUUUUUUGUUGGGAAAAAAGGAGAGGGUGGGGUGAAUGGUUCACCCAAGAAUAAUACUAAUAUUUGGGAUUUGCUUGUCCUUAUGACUUUAAUGCAUCUGCUAAUGUAACUAUAAGUGAGGGAAUCAGGUUUUACCUGUUUUGCUAGAACUUGUGUCCUCUGCACAUCAUGUAUGAUGAGUUCAAAGGAAUAUGUUGUAUUUGUAUUUGUAUUAGUAUCUGCCAAGGCUGUCUUAAACUCGGUA
This is a messenger RNA of Glycine soja, 1399 nucleotides long. RefSeq names its product GDSL esterase/lipase At3g48460-like. Bases 48 to 1190 code for a protein of 380 amino acids. The transcript has 2 exons. The record is from RefSeq and is a predicted model, not a curated record. NCBI's taxonomy places the organism in Eukaryota, Viridiplantae, Streptophyta, Magnoliopsida, Fabales, Fabaceae. Gene Ontology annotation, molecular function: hydrolase activity, acting on ester bonds.